GCGGGUGUGACGUUCAGGCACGCGACGCGGGAGCGGGCGCCGGCGGCGGCGGCGCCGCCCGGGGCGGCGAGGCCGGGGCUUCGGACGGCCGGAAACCAUGUUCGGCUCCAGCCGGGGCGGUGUGCGCGGCGGGCAGGACCAGUUCAGCUGGGAGGAUGUGAAGACCGACAAGCAGAGAGAGAACUACCUGGGCAACUCGCUGAUGGCCCCUGUGGGCCGCUGGCAGAAGGGCCGCGACCUCACCUGGUACGCCAAGGGUCGGGCGGACGGCGCGGGACUGAGCCGGGAGGAGGAGCUGGCGGCCGUGAGGCAGGCAGAGCAGGAGGCGCUCAUGGCGGCGCUAGGUUACAAGAACGUGCGGAAGCAGCCCACCGGCCUGAGCAAGGAGGACUUUGUCGAGGUGUGUAAGCGGGAAGGAGGGGACCACGAGGAGAAGGGAGUGGACCGGCUGCUGGGCCUGGGGAGCUCCAGUGGCUCCGCAGGCCGAGUGGCGUUGUCCCGAGAAGACAAGGAGGCCGCCAAGCUGGGGCUCUCCGUGUUCACGCACCAUCGCGUGGACAGUGGCCGGCUGGCGUCCUCUCCGGCCUCCUCCAGGAAGAAGCCUAGGUCUGAGGACGAGAAGGCGGAGCCGGGCCCCGAGGGCCACAGGAAAAGCAGAAAAGAGAAAAAAAAGAAGAAAAAGAAGAAGCACAAGAAAGAGAAGAAGAAAGAGAAGGCACACAGGAGCAGGGGGACUUCCCCACUGCCCCCAGCUCCUGCUGGGCCCGGGCGUCGCAGGCGCGAGUCGGACUCCAGCUCCUCCUCACCCAGCUGUAAGAGGCAGCGGCGUGGCCACCACAGUGACUGA
This is a messenger RNA of Herpailurus yagouaroundi (jaguarundi), 847 nucleotides long. RefSeq names its product chromosome unknown C1orf35 homolog (gene CUNH1orf35). Lineage: Eukaryota; Metazoa; Chordata; Mammalia; Carnivora; Felidae. Bases 98 to 847 code for a protein of 249 amino acids. The transcript is spliced from 8 exons. The record is from RefSeq and is a predicted model, not a curated record.